GCGAGAUUCAAACAUAUGGGCGUUGUAGAGUCUUUUGAGCACCGUGUGGAAAGUGUGGCCAUGUUGGACUGGCCUUCAACUUCAGUAGACCGCAAAUACGAAGUAUAAUGCGAGCACUGUGGCGUUUCCCUCUGGCCCCGGCAAUCGAGGUUGCAGGAUGGUUCAGCUGCAAACGUGCAAAGAGUGAAGGCCGACCUCCAGCUCCACUGGGUGCGAGGAUACUUACCAAUCCGGAGCACAUAUUCCAGCACAACAUGUGGGACCAUGUUCAGUGGUCAGAGGAAGACAAAGAAUAUGCAAGGCAAAAAGUAACAGAAAAUUCCAGAGAAAAAAUACCAGUUAAGGAACAGGCUAAAUUUGACAUAGAUGCCAGUAAAUACUGGGAUGGGUUUUAUGAGAUGCACCAGAACAAAUUCUUCAAGGACCGCAGCUGGCUGUUCCACGAAUUCCCAGAGUUGCUUACCACAGGGACGCCAGGCUGUAUUUUGGUUCCUGAACCGGGGGAGGGGCGGCGAAAUGGGACACCCAUCCAUCAGCAGGGCUCGGGGGGUGACGGAGAGACUGCUGAUUUCCCUGGGAAUCAGGCACCUUUCAGGAUCUUCGAGAUUGGGUGUGGAGCCGGUAACAGUGUGUUUCCCAUCAUCAGCUCUAUCAGGGGCACGGGAUCCUUUCUGUACUGCUGUGACUUCUCUCCACGCGCUGUCCAGCUGGUGAAGGACCACCCUGGCUACGACGGCUCUGUCUGUCACGCCUUUGUCCAUGACAUCCGCCAAGGGGGUGCCGUUCUGCCGUUCCCCCCCCGGAGCCUAGACGUGGUGCUGCUGGUGUUCAUGCUGUCAUCUGUUCACCCUGCGCGAGUACAGGACGUCGUGUCCCGCCUGGCCCACUUCCUGAAACCUGGAGGGGUGCUUCUGUUCCGAGAUUAUGGCCGAUACGACUUGUCUCAGCUUCGAUUUAAGAAAGGUCGCUGCUUGUCAGAGAAUUUUUACACUCGAGGAGACGGGACGUCUGUGUAUUUCUUUACAAAAGAUGAAGUUCAUGAGCUGUUCAAGAGUGCUGGUUUGGAGGAGAUUCAGAACCUGGAGGACAGGAGGCUGCAGGUGAACAGGGGGAAGAAGGUGGUCAUGCGACGAGUGUGGAUGCAGGGGAAGUUCCGGAAGCCCUCCCCAUCACCUUGAGCUCCAAAUUCCAGGAGUAUGAAGGUGGUCCAGAGAGGUGUGAGAAGGUCCAGUGCCGGUCUCUGCAUGGUUCUGACAGCAUAGCGAGAGAGUGUCACUAUUUAUUUAACUCUGUGAAAACAUUUCAAAGAAUGAAAGAAAACAAAUGUGAAUAUAACGUGUUAAUGAAUUUCAUAUUCAUAUUCAAGUUUCAUAUAUUCUUGUAAAAACAAUAAAAUGUACUUUAAUUUCACUAUUCAACACUGGAAAUAAGUACUGGAAAUUAGGUUUUUAAAUUAUUAAUGUGAUGCAAACUUUCUAAUGAGGUCUAAAUUGUAACUGUGUGGUGCCUUUUGCCGGGACAUCUCAUGCACUGUACAUUAUUAUUAUCAUCAUUAUAAUUAUAAUUAUUAUUAUUAUAUUUUUUCAGUAUGUUUCAGUACAUUGGGGUGCUGAUUAGUAUCUAUACCCCUUUAUUACAAUAUUUUAGUUAAAUUUGAUGUUAAAGGCAGUCAGGCAGUCUUGUUUUGGAGCCCUUAUCAGUGCUUUGUAUAUACCUCUUUUUAAAAUAAAGUACAUCUACAUUA
Molecule: messenger RNA, 1744 nt
Organism: Brienomyrus brachyistius
Lineage: Eukaryota; Metazoa; Chordata; Actinopteri; Osteoglossiformes; Mormyridae
Gene: mettl8
Product: methyltransferase 8, methylcytidine
Exons: 10
Coding region: 108-1178 (356 amino acids)
Molecular function (GO): tRNA (cytidine-N3)-methyltransferase activity
Source: RefSeq, a predicted model, not a curated record